Sabethes cyaneus is the source of this 1116-nucleotide messenger RNA. RefSeq lists its product as uncharacterized. Gene Ontology annotation, biological process: sensory perception of smell. Lineage: Eukaryota; Metazoa; Arthropoda; Insecta; Diptera; Culicidae. The transcript is spliced from 4 exons. Gene Ontology annotation, molecular function: odorant binding. The record is from RefSeq and is a predicted model, not a curated record. The coding region runs from base 10 to 1023 and encodes 337 amino acids.
AGAAGGAAAAUGAUUCCACUGACUAAGGCAGUUUUCCUAACAGUACUUUGGACAGUAUCUUUGCAAUUCGCCACGGCAACGGCGGAGGACAAUCUUCCACCGAGGCUCAGUGGACCCGGUGCUGGAGCACUGGAUCCCGACGAAGUUGCAUUUGCAAUGGCUUGGUGCGCUCAGCAGCACGCUGGAGCAUUCGUUAACUGGGCGGCUGUACAGCAAUGGCAGCAGUGGAACUUCGAUAUCCGGCGACCGGAAAACCAGUGCUUCACCCGGUGUUUCCUCGCAGCGGUGGGGUUGUACGCGGCCGACGUUAAUCAGUUUAAAACUUCAGCAGUCGAAGUGCAGUACCAGAAAUAUUCAGACGUUUUGUCAAGUGUGGUGAAUACUGGAAAGAUGAGCAAACUACGGAAAGCUUUGAAAGAACUUGAUUCAGGUGAUGGAUCCUGUCAAGCAGUACAUAGCAGUUUCAAAAAGAUUUGGAAAAGGAAUGAAUUGCGUACAUCUUUGUCCAAUCUUUAUCACGGCAAUGAAGAUAUUCUACGAAACUUGUAUAGAAAAGACGAAAGCAUUAAAAUUGUGGAUGAAUCGGCAUUUGAUUUCUGUGCAAGAACUAUAAAGCCUCCGAAGCAAAGCAGCUGUAAAAUUAGAAACACACUGCUAGUGCUAACUGGCAUUGAAGGGAAAACCCUUGAGUUUAUCGAUUGCAUAUUCCAACAAUUUAGGUACAUGGACAAAAAUUACAACAUCGUUGUUGAUGAAAUUCUAAGUGACUUCAAGAUGAUCGGUUCACGCCACAUAACAGAUGCAAAAGCAAUUCUGGAGCGAUGCAGAAACCCUGCCGAAGCUGGUGUUGGGCUCCGCUGUUACAAUGCGCUGCUAAACGAUCCUAAAACGAAGUACGGAUUUAAGUUGGCCCUGGUGGCUCGUCGUGCAAUCUCCUCGGAUUAUUUUUAUUUUGUAAAAAAUAACCUGGCUGAUUUAAAGCUGAUUCACAGUCGAAUUACCGCUUCUAAAUGCAUUAAUUAGAAUUGAAUUGGAAGUUACUUUCGGAUACGAUUAUAAAGAUAAAUAAACGCAACAGUAUAGCAAAAGGAAAAUAAACGUAUUAAUUUGGCACAA